Suillus fuscotomentosus is the source of this 1306-nucleotide messenger RNA. RefSeq lists its product as uncharacterized. The record is from RefSeq and is a predicted model, not a curated record. Gene Ontology annotation, molecular function: oxidoreductase activity. Lineage: Eukaryota; Fungi; Basidiomycota; Agaricomycetes; Boletales; Suillaceae. The coding region runs from base 345 to 1193 and encodes 282 amino acids. The transcript has 5 exons.
AGCAUCGCUUUUUCGAGAUACUAUUCUCGGCACUUCGAAGGCAUAGCGAGUUCGGUCCCCUUUGCACGAAGCUUAUACAACAUCAGACUGCUGGCGGAACCAUGGGCACAUGGGAUGAUAUAAGUGUCAGCCUAUCCAUAUUGCACUCAGGAACAGAAAAUCGAGCGUACGCGUCCCAGUGGCAAUGCAAUUUUGAUCCCUCGUAUAAAUGCAUCAUCCUGUCACAGUAAGUGGCUGUGAUGACGACAGAGUACAGAUCAUGAUCACGUAGUUAUAAAGGUUGGCGCAUUCAUCCCCUUCUCCAACUACUCUCAGCCUAUCUCCACAAAACUUGCUCCUCCAUCAUGCCUAGCAUCAGCGAUUGUAAGUGUGUCCUUGUCAUUGGAUCUACGUCAGGGAUAGGUCGUUCCCUUGCCCUUGCAAUCUUGGACCUCCCUUCUCAGCCAACCGUCGUUGUCUGCGGUCGCCGCAAGGAAAGGCUCGACGAACUGGUUGCAUCCCACAAUGCCACCGGACGACUCAAGAGUGUUACUCUUGACGUGCUUUCAGAGCGCAACGCUCUCAAGUCUUCUAUCGAGGAGAUUGUCAACACUUACCCAGACCUUGACGCUGUUCUUUUCUCGAAUGGCAUUCAAUGUGCUUUCGACUUCACGAGGCCAGAUACCAUUGAUCUCGACUCUCUCGAGUGUGAACUCGCCACCAAUUAUACUUCGAUUGUCAGGAUGAUUACUUUCUUCCUCCCUCAUCUUAUCAAGCUUGGAGAGCAAGGCCGUCCGACAUUCUUGUACCCAGUUUCCUCAGGACUAUCCAUCUAUCCCGCCGCCGGAGUCCCUGACUACUGUGCAACAAAAUCUGCCCUCCACAGUUUGAGUAUCUCACUAGCUGUUCAGCUCAAGAAGAAGAAUGUUCACGUGGUCGAGAUUAUUCCUCCACUCGUCGAGUCGGAGCUGCACGGCUGUGGGUUCCCUUCAAUUCUUUUUCGUCUCUACUGUCUCUUGACCUGUGCGUUAGUCCAAGGUGCAACGCAAGGACUGAGUCGUUUCUGGCUUACGCUUGAAGAAUACACGAAAGAGACAAUGGAAGGCCUUGUUCGAGGCGACCCGUAUGUUCCAGCGGGGACUGCUGUUGAUCGGUACAAAAAGUUCGAGAGUGGGAAACUGGAGGCUGCAGCGAGGUUAUACGGGCAAUCCUAAUUCAGAUAGAGAAAACACAAAUGUUAUUGUUGUAACGUGCUCCUGGUCGUUUCGCUACUGGGAGUAAGUUCAAAAAAUUUAACCCCAGUAUCUUGGGAAAUUGUGUUGCGUCG